AAUUCUUUUCUACCCCUCAGACCGGUUUUGGAGUCCAUGUCAGACCGAGUCACGCUCACGGACUACGAGGCGCGAAGGUUACUCAACGCCAUCGUGAAGGAGUUUGUGCAGAUGACGGCGGAGGAGCUGGAGCAGCAGGCGAGCGAAGGGAACAGCAUGGACAGGCCCAUAACCAAGCGGUGCUCCAACCUCAGCACCUGCGUGCUGGGCAAACUGUCUCAGGAGCUGCACAAGUUGCAGACGUUCCCCCGCACAAACGUGGGAGCCGGAACGCCCGGCAAGAAGCGCAGUGCGCCUGAGAGCGACAGCUAUGCAAGCUACGGCGAGACGUUUGACAGCAUCUAAAGCCCUUCCUCUUCUACCUUUUACUGCAUCUCUUCCUCCUCAUCCUCCUCUCCUCACCCCUCCAGUUUCUGCCUUAUUUGUUUGUUUUUUUUCCCCCGGAUCGUGCAUGUCUACUUUUACCUGCUUGAUUGACAUGAAAAGAAUUUAAACCUUUAAAGGCAACCAAGUCUUUAAGUUCUUAACUCCUCCCUGCUUUUUCGUUUUUUUGGCAGAGAAUAAUUAGUCCCAAAUGAAGGAAUUUCAGACAAUCAGACUUGUUUUAUGUUACUCAGAGCCAGUCCAGACAUCUAUCUGUGUUCACUGUGCGUGGAGUCACUUGAUGGCAUUUCAAAGCCCCCGAAACUUAACAGUUGGGAGAAAUCACUUAAUCCAAACGAUUAAUAAACUAUCCUCUCAUGCGACACCAUGUUUCUUGUUCAAUAAACGUAUUUUUCUACCAGGAAGCCUGAGCUCAUUUUCAUUCUUAGGGCUACUUUAUAAACAGUCAUUGGGUACUUCAUGAACGAAUGAACAAAUAUGGACCUAAAUAGGAUUUUAAAGCACCGUCGAAAUUAUCUCUGAAUCUCUCGUCGAGUCUGAAGGUAAGAAAAAUGUAUCAAAAUAUUGUGAUCAAACCCUGCAUAUCUGUUUCAUGUACCGUCCCGUGUUUCUUCAGUGCUGUGACGUUAACUUUGAUUGGAAAAAAAAACAACAAGCUGUGCGCAGAAAUGCAUGGUGUGCAGCCUCUCGGUGUCGUAGUGCAGGUGGAGGACGUCCCAGCAGGUCGUGGCGUUAACCCCUGGUU
Pungitius pungitius (ninespine stickleback) is the source of this 1129-nucleotide messenger RNA. RefSeq names its product calcitonin gene-related peptide. Gene Ontology annotation, molecular function: calcitonin receptor binding; hormone activity. The transcript has 2 exons. Gene Ontology annotation, cellular component: extracellular region. Bases 37 to 345 code for a protein of 102 amino acids. Gene Ontology annotation, biological process: adenylate cyclase-activating G protein-coupled receptor signaling pathway; regulation of cytosolic calcium ion concentration. The record is from RefSeq and is a predicted model, not a curated record. NCBI's taxonomy places the organism in Eukaryota, Metazoa, Chordata, Actinopteri, Perciformes, Gasterosteidae.